UAUGUGACAUUAGGCAUGCCACCUGUUUUCUGUCAAAAAGACUUCAAAAAUUGUUUCUUUUUUGUCUUCUCAAGUUUUUGACUUAGGAAUAGGAAAUAAAUUACAAUGGAGUGAGUGAACCUCAAAAAGCUGGACCAUUACAACUUCAAAUCCACCUGUGCAUCCACUAAGCUCAAUAUGUUCAGAAAUAGAAUAUGGAAUGUAAUAAGAACCGCUUGCCGGAUGCACAGGCGAACUGUUGCAGUACAUAUUCGCAGAUACUCCCCCGUUGGUCUAGGUCUACUAACCACAGCCCUCUGUGAAGAAGACGAGAAGAGAAAGAGGUCAUACAAUACCUGGGACGAUAUAUCUCUAGACCGAUUGGAGCACGAGUUUCUCAUUCGGCAAGCGACCACAAUCAACGUAAAUGCGGCGACUCAGCUCCUCACCGUAACUUUAGUUGCCAUACAAGAUACUAGUGAAAGGUUAAGAGAAGCUCUGAGUAAAGAGAUAUGCUUAGUGAAGCAAGCUUUGGAGUGGGGGGAUGAAGGCACACCUCCCCAUCACUGGGAUCAACUAGUUGCUGUGAGAGGAGCUCUCUGUGACCUCAACCACAAUCUUAGAACCUUAAUUAGUUAUAUGGAUUAUGCAGAAAAAUUAGCAACAGCAGCUGCAGAAAUAUCAUACUUAGCAGGCAACAUAGCAGCUUCUGACGCCAUCUGUGAGAGGAUUGACCAUGCAUGCAGGACAUGCAAUGUUCAGAAGCAACUCACGCAUGAUCUUCAGCAAGAAAGCUUGGAGUUGCAACAAAAGGCUAUAAUCAGCUCGCCUCAUCUUGAAGAAAAAUUAAAAGAUAAUCCAGUCACUGACAAAAACAAAAAUACGAAAAAGAAAUGAUAUAAAGAGAUAAUAAAAAAAUAAUAUUAAGUAGCAGCCUAUGCGUGGCAAUAAUAAAUUUUAAUAGGCAAUAAGGAA
Molecule: messenger RNA, 954 nt
Organism: Pectinophora gossypiella (pink bollworm)
Lineage: Eukaryota; Metazoa; Arthropoda; Insecta; Lepidoptera; Gelechiidae
Exons: 4
Coding region: 178-876 (232 amino acids)
Biological process (GO): apoptotic process
Cellular component (GO): mitochondrion
Source: RefSeq, a predicted model, not a curated record